CAUGCUUGAUCAGUAAGUUUACACCGGAGACACGCACGGUCCAUCAGCAAUAUCAAUUAGACGGUGAUAACGAUAACGUUAACGACAGGCUGUCAUUUAAGUUAAGGUUCUGAGUGGAUUUAUGCGCGAGAUUAUAUAGCCUAAUUGAACACGAGGCUAGAUUUAAAAAUUCUCCAAAAUAUAAUUUUUUUUAAAUUAAAGUGUACUGAUUUGCUUAUUUUUGUCCUUUGAUGCGCUUAAGUAAAGGACAUCACUAUUGAUUUUUUUUCUUUUUUCUGUAACUUAACGUCUCUGGAGACUUCAUCAUCAAUAUGCAUGAGUCGUGAGCUCCGGGCUUCCCCCGUUUCCCCUUUAUUGAUCAUCGUCUGUGAACUCUGAGCUGCUCGGAUUGCAGCCAAUAGUCAGAUGAGACAACUCCAGGACCAUGUCUCCAGAUAGACUGGCAACGUAGCAUUUAUUAUUUUUAUUAUGGUUAUAGUAACAGACACGGGUUCAUUAUGGAUGCGAGCUCUAGGUUUAUCUUAACCGUCUGCACGCUGCUGCUCGUCGCGCGCAGUGACGGCUCUCCGUUCACCGACUGUAUUCAAGGCAAAGGGAAAGCUGGCUUUUACGAGGGAUUCAUAGACGUGACUGAAUCGGGUGUAAAAUGCAUGAACUGGAGCGAAGUGCCGGGUGUUAUAGAGCGGUAUCCGGGGAAAGGGCUUGGGGAUCACAGUUUGUGCCGAAACCCUGACGGUAGAAUUCGGCCGUGGUGCUUCUUCCCAAACAGCCGUGGACGCAUUGACUGGGGCUACUGUGACUGCAAACAAGGCUCUUUAAGGUUGCAAGGUGGCAAAUCUAAGUUGGAUGGCACAGUUGAAGUGUAUCUGAAUGGUGUGUGGGGAACCAUCUGCAGUAAUGGAUGGGAUGACAGGGAUGCCGCUGUGGUGUGUCGACAGCUGGGACAGGGAUAUAAGGCACAUGCACGUGCAAGUCCAUUAUUGCGUCUGGCAGUGUCUGUAGUUCACUGGCAGACUGUGGGAUGUGAAGGAGAUGAAGGAGACUUACUGCAGUGCAGUCGGACCGUCUGGAACGGAGGAGACUGUAUAAACCACCAGGCGGCUGCUGUCUCUUGCACCCCAGUGGAAGCCUCAGUGUUUGUCCCUGUGCGUCUCGCUGGUGGUCCAUCGGCGCAUGAGGGCAGAGUUGAGGUGUAUCAUGCAGGACAGUGGGGGACAGUGUGUGAUGACCAAUGGGACGACAACGAUGCUGAGGUGGUUUGCAGGCAGCUGGGAUUAGGGGGCAUUGCUAAAGCUUGGGUGGGAGCGUAUUUCGGACCUGGCUCAGGCCGUGUGCUAUUAGACGAAGUGAGCUGCACGGGAAAUGAGUUCUCCAUAGAACAGUGUCCAAAACCUGUCUGGGGGGAACACAACUGUGACCACACAGAGGAUGCUGGAGUCUCCUGCACCCCACUUACAGAUGGUGCCGUGCGUCUGGUAGGGGGGGUGAAAAGUUUUGAGGGCAGACUGGAAGUUCAUUACAAAGGCCAGUGGGGGACCGUGUGUGAUGAUGGCUGGACCCAAACCAACACGCAGGUCAUCUGCAGGCAGCUUGGCUUAAGGUCAGGUGAAAGCGUAUCACCAAGGAGGUUCGGAGUGGCAGUGGGUCCAAUUUUGCUGGAUGAUGUCAUAUGUACGGGCAAAGAGCCUGCUCUUACACACUGCAGUCGAAGGGGCUGGAUGAAACAUGACUGUACUCACAACCAAGAUGUAGCCGUUGUGUGCAGCUCCCAACGCUCCAGACAUGGCGCGCCCACCAGUGUACCUGUGAGGCUGGUUGGCGGAGAGAAUGAGAGAGAGGGGCGUGUCGAGAUCCUGAUUGGUGGCCAGUGGGGGACGGUUUGUGAUGACGGAUGGACAGAUCAGGAUGCAGAGGUGGUGUGCAGACAGCUGGGCUAUAGGGGGCUGGCAAAAGCUCGUGUAAUGGCCUAUUUUGGAGAAGGCGAUGGACCUAUCCACAUUGAUAAUGUAGAGUGCAAUGGUGGGGAACGCACACUGGCUAAUUGUAUCAAACAACCGUAUGGGACGCACAACUGUCGACAUAGUGAAGACGCUGGGGUUAUCUGUAACUAUGGCUUACAGAAGGAUGCACCUGUUGUGAAAGAGGCAGUGAGCACCAUGUGUGGUCUAAGACUUUCUCAUGCCCGUCAGAAGAGAAUAAUAGGAGGGGAGAACUCUUUACGGGGAGGAUGGCCGUGGCAGGCAGCCUUGCGCUUACGUGGUUCUCAGGCAGAUGGACGCUUGGUAUGCGGAGCCACUUUGAUCAACAGCUGCUGGAUCCUCACCUCAGCUCAUUGCUUUAAGAGGUAUGGUAACAGCACUGGGCUAUAUAAAGUUCGUGUGGGGGACUUUCACUCUCUGGUACCCGAGGAGCAUGAGGAGGAGUAUGCUGUGGAGAAGAUCAUCCUUCACCCACGCUACCAUGCUAACAGCAACGACUAUGACCUGGCACUGGUGCGUUUGUCCGGCCACAGAGCUCAUGGAGGGGGGACCUUGGGCGAAUGCGUCAGGCUGAGCCGUUUUGUCCUGCCCGCCUGCCUACCGGUUCGGAGAGAGAGAGCGCCAAAGGGCAUUUCCAACUGCUACAUCACAGGCUGGGGAGACACAGGUCGCGCAUAUUCGAAAACCCUCCAACAGGCUUCAAUUUCUGUGUUGAGCAAGCGUCAGUGUGAGCAGCGCUAUUCAGAUCAAUUCACCAGUCGCAUGCUGUGCGCCGGCUCUUCCCACGACGACCACCGCGUGGACAGUUGCCGUGGAGAUAGCGGUGGUCCAUUGGUGUGUGAGAGGUCAAGCGGAAGUUGGGUUGUAUAUGGGGUCACGUCAUGGGGUCACGCUUGUCGACUGCAGAAUGCACCUGGCGUCUACACAAAAGUCUCUGCCUUUGUGCCAUGGAUUAGAAAGGUCAUUGGACUUCUGUAGGAACAUUUUUGUCAAACAUUCUGAGAAAGUGGACAAAGAAAUGAAGCACAUUUUAAAGAAACUUAAGAUUAUAGUUAACAUUAACUGUAUAAUUUCUUAAACAUCGUAAAUGUGACGUAAGUCUUACUUAGCAUAUAGUCAAUGUAAAAUUAAACUUUGCACUGAAGUAUUUUAUUUUAAAGGGACAUUUUGAUAGCGAUCCAUUUAUUGGUCUUAGAUUGGCAUCGUUUAGUGUCUUCUUUUCUUUCUAUUUUUAAAUGGAAGCACUUCUAGGUUAUAGGGACCACAAAAGCAAGAAAUGUCUUAAAGAAUGUGACUCCUUACUUGAUACUAUUGUGCACCCCCAAAAUUGAAUGUUUUCUUUUGAUAUAUAGGGGUUACAAGAAUGCGCUGACGCCUUGAAAUUACAAAUUUUAAUGCUAAAUUUGGAUGAUUCUGGAUUUCUGGCUUGUGGUUAUCAUGCCAUUGCUAAGUAACCAACAACAUCACCUCAACAACGCAUUAGGUGACAUCAUUACUCCUUCAUAGGAAUAAUGACAUCAUUUGUAACACAUCAGAUUUUUAGCUUGCCGCAUCCCAACACAAAAAGUCUGAAAGUAAAAGAAAAACACAUAGCACAUAUUUAUACACACUCUUUUUUAAAAGUAGGAGAACAGGGGGAUCUGUAAAUUAUGUGCAAUUGCAAACCUGUUUACAAAUGUUUAUACCUCCUUGUUUUAGUAAGGAACAAAUCUCAUCUUAACCAUUUUUUGAAGUAAACCAAGUAUGUUUAUAAUGUGUCAUGAUGUGGUUGUGUAUCACAUGCUGUGUUAAUGCUAGCAUAUUAAUAAUCAAGUGUCUAUUUUUUAAGGAAAAUAGCAUUAAUGAACGUAGUAUAAAAUGAUUCAUUUUAAAUGCAAUCUAUUGGUCCAGAAAAAAAAUGUGAUCGAUCACAAGCCCUGUAAUUUUGCACAAACAGAAGCAUUGCAGUUUAGCUGAGCUGCAGGCUUUUGGAAAUCUAGUCAAUUUCUUAUACAUCAAUCAGUCAUCAUAUUCCCGUCUGAUUUACUGUACAGUUAAAUUGUAAACAAAUGUUUAACAUUUUGUUUAGUACUGCCUUGUAUGUAUGUUUGAAUAUUUCUGUACUCCCUGUGGCAUGGUGCAUUGUUUUUUGCAUAAAAUGAGUUUGUAAAGUCCUACUGUAGUGACUUUAUAACAAAACAAACACAUUUUUCUUUAAUAUCAUAAAAGUUUGAAAUGUCUUACAACUGUGUGUGUGUUCACACAGUGGUCUAAAGCACUGUGUUCAGGAAUGACAUUGCCAUGUUAGCACAGUCUAUUGAACUCGCCUGUUUAUACAACACAAUCUACCUGCAG
Messenger RNA from Paramisgurnus dabryanus, 4313 nucleotides. The record is from RefSeq and is a predicted model, not a curated record. Lineage: Eukaryota; Metazoa; Chordata; Actinopteri; Cypriniformes; Cobitidae.